Molecule: messenger RNA, 3798 nt
Organism: Penaeus indicus
Lineage: Eukaryota; Metazoa; Arthropoda; Malacostraca; Decapoda; Penaeidae
Product: PCNA-interacting partner-like
Exons: 13
Coding region: 1-2529 (842 amino acids)
Biological process (GO): negative regulation of double-strand break repair via homologous recombination
Cellular component (GO): chromatin
Source: RefSeq, a predicted model, not a curated record
AUGAAACCCAAGACGGUUUCGUGGGGCGAGGUGACAACGGAGAUUCUCCGGCCCUUCAAGAAAGCUCCUUUACUGGACUCGUUGGAUGUGGUGCACAGAAUAUGGUGGUCUCCUUUAAUCGAAUAUUUAAAUAAACCGCCACUCUCAUGCGCAUCUCGACCUUCUCCUGUUUUUCGCGCGUUAAAUUUCAAACGUCAAAACAACAUUAGUGUUUCUCCAGCUGGCUUCCUGAGAGAUUUGGCCAUCAUGGGGGAGGAAAGUGCAAUAGCUACAACAGCAGAGAAUAAUGCAGAGGAGAAGAUGACACAACAGAAAACCUUUGUUAUAGGGAGCCUUGACAGUCAAGCACAGAGAAAUGACAUUCACCAAAAGAUUAAAGAAUUUAUUAAGGGCUUCCAUGAAGGAGAUGUAAAUGAAGAGACAGAAUGUGAUAUUAUCCACCUCGGGCAGACGGGUUGGGAGUCUAUUGGGCUGGUCGCAAGUCCAACAUACUAUGUGGUAACCCUGUGUCGCAAAUACGGCCUGUUGCCCACAGAGCGCUCUGUGUUUCUCUCUGUGCGUGACCAGUACCAAGUUAUUCAGUUGUGUUUAGCCCGCAUCAACAAAAAGAAACAUGGUGAGUUCAUGGCAGCUGCUAGUGAUGUUCUAGACGUAUGGAACCAGAUGUACCAGGACACUGUGGCAUCACGGGCAGAUACGGAGGAAAGCUGUGAAGAACUGGAUCUUCCCAGCAUUUCCCAAAGUGUGGAUCCAUGCACGAGAGAAAUGACGGAAAUCAUCGAGGCGUACAAUGACUUCCUCCGUAACUCCGGGUGCCUUGAUCACUUUAUGCUUUACAAGAUCUUGAAGAAGCAUGCAACAGGGGGGCAUGAAGUGCAGAAAGAUAUUGUAUCGAAGGUGUACAUCCUUGAAGCCGUGAGCCAAAUGCCAGGCAUAGAGAGAGAGUUGGUGAAGAUCCUUCUACAGAAUGCCAAAGCCUUCAGAGCCACCGUGGGACUACCUCUUGCUACAGACACCUCUGGCACUGCCUAUGAUCUAAACAUGUCAGGCAUUGGAGAUGUUGAUGACCUGCCAGUGUCUCAAGGGAACACUAACCAACUGCAGCAAGAUGCAGACAAGGCAGAGGAGGAUUCUCAUGGCACUAAAGGGAAUAAUGGUAGUAGCAUUGCCAGCUUAGAGAUUGACUCUCUGGAAUGUCCCUUAGCAGAGUACCUGAGUUCCGAGCCCAGAGAUGUAUGUGAGGGGUACACAUGCACAGAAUCUGAGCUUUAUGUUGAGCAGCUAAUCCUCUCUCACCUGCGGUUGCUUGUAAAUACAAGGGACGAACUGGCUUUGACAACCAGCUGUAGCAUCCCAGGGAGAGAAAUCUCACAGCAGGGCUUUGCUGACAUUAAAGAUGAAGCUCAGAAGAAGAACAUGCCCAUGUUUCAGACCAUACUCUCCUUCAUCAUGCGACUGCGGCUUGGCGGUAAGGGGUACCAGCCAGAGCCAGACCACCCAGUGCUGCUCCAUGCUAAGCCUCUGGGGGAAUUUGUGGACUCCAUCAUGAAGCUCCAGAGUGUAGCAGAAGAGGAACCUGACCUAAAGAAAGCAUCCUCAAAGGUGCUCUCCCUCAUCAAGAGUGGUUUGGUGCGCAUGAGGGGCUGCGUCCUCAAGAAGGCAACCAUCGAGCUAGUGUGGGGGAGGCUAAAUGCGACCCUUGACAGCCUUCUCAACGACCCCCUGAAGGAUGGCCAGGUCACCCCACAAGCUCAGCAGAGUAAAGGUCUUAGACCCUGUCUCAAGGUCUUGCUCCAGUUGUGUGAUGAGGUCAGUGGCCAUGCAUCAUCAAUGGGUAUUGUGGAUGCCUUGGGAGAGCACUUCCUAACACAGUGCAGCAGCUCUCGCAAGACAGCGACACCCAUUCGAAUCCCCUCAGUCCUGUCACUCUUCAGGUCUCCAGCAGAGGCAAAGGACACCAACACUGGAGAAGGGGUUGAUAAUGAAGGGAACCUCCUUGUUCGAAUCAUGAAGAAGAAAGGACUGGCUCCCAAGGCAGAAGCUCAGCCUCAGAGAUUCCAAUCAUCCUGUGCAUGGGCUCCCGAAGACAUGUCACCAGUGAGGCCAAAUGGAGUCAACAACAGCCUCUCCCCUAUUGUAGGUCCAACACUGAAGGCAGUGGGUAAAGGCAGCAAGAGCAGUCAGAGCUGGAGGGAGAUUGUCAGUUCUCUGCCACAACGGGAGGGUGAAGCUAACGAGGCUGGAGAAACACAGGAAGCACAACCAGACGGCACUGAGGAAGCAAACAAAAAUGAUGAGGAGAAAGACAAGGUAAACGCAGAUGAAAAGGCCAAUGGGAAAGCCAAGAAAAAAUGCAGCAAGAGAUCGUUAUUGUCUGACAUAGCAAACAUAUCAGCUGAACCCGAGGCCAAGAAAGCAAAGGCUGAGGCAACUAAGCUGCAGAAGGAGAAAGGGCCAUCCAAGAAGAGUGCCAAGCUGAAGCCCAUCCCAAAGGGUCAGAGGUCAAUUACCGCAUUUUUCAAGACAUAGAGGUCUCAUGAGGGGCUCUGGGGUAUGGUAUUAUAUUAAAUGUGUCUUAGUACAGGUAAGUGUCAUUAUAGAGGAUCUGGGUUUCAUUAGAGGAGAGAAGAGACCUUCAUAUGAAGAUGUUCUCAGAUUUAUUUUUGUGUUUGUAAAGAUGAAAUUGUGUUAUACUUACAUGUGUGUGUGUGUUUUGUGUGUGAAUUGAUAAGAUAAGCGUGGUACCUUAUGGUGUGCAGGAAUGGUUUAGUUUCUCAUUUGUCGUAAAUAUUGUUAAGAAAUAUUUUACAGAAUGUGAGCACAACAAUUAUUAUUUAUAUGUUCAGGAAUAUUGCUGUACACCAUGUUUCUUUCUAUGUGUUCCUGUUAUAUUUUAUUUAUUUAGAUUUUUAAGUUCUAUUCUACAAUAUGCCAAAGGUUUUGAGAAGCCAAUGAAUGUAUUUUGUGUGCAUUAAUGGAUUUUACCAAAUGUAGGAAGCCUAGUCUAUUAUUAUUAUUAUUAUUAUUAUUAAUAAUAAGCAAAUGCACCUUAUUAGUUGUAUUAUAACAGCAGAUUUAUGUAUUAUGAGGCAUUCAAAUAGAGUUAGUUUGAAUGGUUAUUUGAUAAAUUAAUGCUAAUAAGUUUUAGUUGUUUGUAAAAGUUGGUUUACCAUAUUAAAUGAUUUGUGAAGAGUGAUUUACAUAAAAAUUCCAUGACAGACCUCCAUGUAGUAGGGGUAAAAAGUGUACAUGUGUGCGUGUGCUGACAGAGUUCACCUUUGAUAACUCCAUAAAAACUGUAUUUUAUGUACUCAAGAUUUCUUUAAGACGAAGAGAACAUUUCGCCAUAUGUUUCUGUCAGUCCUUUGGUAUUUCUUAAAUUUUACCAUAAUAUUAAAGGACUUUAGUGUUGCUUUAAAUGGAUUUGUGAUAAUCUUUGUAUUAAAUUUGAUGUUGGGAUAUCCAUAAGGGAGUGGUCUUGGAUAAUAGAAGGAGAAUUAGGCUUGAUUUAAGGUGGUCAUUUAUAAAGUUUGGGUUAUGGUUUUAGGACUUAAUUAUAUAUAGGCAUUUAGUAUCUAUAUGCAUAUCAUAUACUCAGGUUUUUGUAAAUUUAGGUGUAAGGAGAGGCUUUAAAACAGAUGAUAUAGGUUGUGCUUAUUUAUUUCAUGGCAGUUUUAUCCCUACAAAACAAAUGAGAAAAAAUAGGAUGUACUGCAAGAUUGACAAAAUUAGUUGAAACUUGGAGUGUGAAAAGGAUUUUUUUAUUAUAUUAACACAGCUAAUAUAUUUGUAUGAAUA